Messenger RNA from Panonychus citri (citrus red mite), 1164 nucleotides. RefSeq names its product 4-hydroxyphenylpyruvate dioxygenase-like. The transcript has a single exon. Gene Ontology annotation, biological process: L-tyrosine catabolic process. The coding region runs from base 1 to 1164 and encodes 387 amino acids. Gene Ontology annotation, molecular function: 4-hydroxyphenylpyruvate dioxygenase activity. NCBI's taxonomy places the organism in Eukaryota, Metazoa, Arthropoda, Arachnida, Trombidiformes, Tetranychidae. The record is from RefSeq and is a predicted model, not a curated record.
AUGGUCGUCACUCAAGUAAAUAAAAUAACUGAAUUAAGUAAACAAUCGGGAAUAAUUAGUAUCGAUCAUGUAACUUUCUAUGUUUCAAACGCCAAAUAUGCGGCCGCUUAUUUUACUCGUUUCUUUGGAUUCAAGUUAAUUGGUUAUAAGGGUUUGGAAACUGGAAGCCGAUCAAUGUGCUCAUAUGUUGUUUCCCAAGGUGACGUUGUGUUGGUUUUAUGUUCAACUUAUCAAUAUGGUUCGGGUGACCUUUGGUCAAUUGUUUCCUCUAGAGGUGAUAUGGUUAAAGAUGUCGCCUUUACGGUUGAUUGUUUGGAUAAUUAUUUAAACAAAUUGGUCACAAAUGGAGUUGAAAUUAUCCGUCAACCUUGGACAGAAAGUGAUCAACAUGGUUCCGUUAGAAUGGCCGUUAUUUCACCUUUCGGUGAUAUUACACACACACUAAUUGAACGAACUCGUUACUCGGGUACAUUUCUACCUUCUUUUCAUCCUCCUCUUGAAUCAAAAAAUUUCGAUGAGCCACUGGACAUUUCACCAGAAUAUCGAGUAUCAUUCAAAGUUAUUGACCAUUUUGUUCCGGUUCUUAAUGCUGGACAAUUAGAAAAAGCUUUCGAUUAUUACAGUAAAUUAGGCCUGGAAACUUUUUACUCUGUAGAUGACUUUAAAGUUAAAACGGAUAAAAGUCGCUUGAACAUGGUCAUUGUCGCUAAUAAGUCCAAAGAUGUAAUAAUCAAUUUAGUCGCACCAUCGGCUGAAGAUAAAUUAUCCCAAUUACAUGAAUUCUUAAAGUAUAACAAUGGAUCGGGAAUUCAACAUCUUGCCCUUCGAACAGAUAAUAUUGUUGCAACGGUAACUGGCCUUAGGGCUCGGGGAGUCCAAUUUCUUGAAAUUCCAUCAAGUUAUUAUGAUAAAUUACGACAACGUUUAGAUUCAUCUAAAAUCUCAAUAAAAGAAUCAAUCGAUACACUGGAAAAACUGCAAAUCCUUUGCGAUUUCAAUGAAAAUGGUUAUAUCCUCCAGUUAUUUGGUAAACCACUUUUUGAUCGACCAACAAGUUACCUCGAAAUUAUUCAACGAAACAAUCAUUCUGGUUUCGGUGCUGGAAAUGUCCAAGCUCUUUACGAAGCCGUUGAAAGGUUACAAAAACAACGAGGGAAUUUGUAA